UGACUCCUACGACAACCCAUUAGACCAGCUGUGUGAUGUCCGAAGGAUGGACACCUGAUGACCUGAAGGAAGACCAGCUUCUGCACUUGGACGUUGAGAUGAGCAUUGAGGAGUCGAUGGAACGUGAAAAGGGACCCGGAAGGAGUGAAGCUCUGCAGCUCACAGAGGCCAUCAAAGAAGGUGACGUACUCGCCUUGCAGAAGCUGUGUGAUUUCCCAGCAGCCUUCAGUCAGACGGAUGAGCGCGGCUGGUACCCUCUGCACAGGGCGGUGGUCCAACCUCUGGUCCUGGUCCUACAGACGGUGCUGCACGCGUCUCUCCGUCUGACUCUGGAGGAAAGGACCUCGGAGGGAGAGAGCUUCCUCACUCUGGCAGUGACAGCUGGUUUUGUGGAGAACGUGAAGAUGCUGCUGGACUACGGAGCUUCUCCUCACAUGACCAACAGCAACAACGAAUCCCCUCUGCUUCUAGCGGUCCGAUCCGGAUCUUGCCAGAUGGUUUCCAGUCUGAUAGCCGGGGGGGCUCGGGUGGGGCAGGUGUGUCUGAAGAAGUGGACGGCCAUGCACGAGGCCUGCAGGGCCGGCUGCGUUGGCGUCGUGGACCUGCUGCUGCAGAACGGAGGUCAGGUCUCGGAGACAGACCAGUACGGAGUGACUCUUCUGGGCAUCGCUGCGGAGUACGGCCACUCGGAGGUCCUGGAGCUCCUCAUCAAACACGGUGCCGAUGUAAACGGCCGGGCGCCGAACGGCGACAGCGUCUUGUACGACGCCGCGGGCUCAGGGAAUCUAGACUGCAUCGACAUCCUGCUGCAGCACGGAGCGAACCCCAACAUCCAUAACCUGAGCUCCCAGCUGCCCAUCCACCACGCCGCCUACGAGGGACACCUCCUCGCUUUGAGGACUUUGAUCCCGAUCACCACCCGGCGAGCCCUGCGUCUGUCCGGCUACAGCCCGGUGCACUCCGCCGCCGACGGAGGCCACGCCCCCUGCCUGGAGCUGCUGCUGCGGGAAGGCUUCGACGUCAACGCCCGGCUAGCCCCCCACGUCUCCCACGGCUACGGCGACGCGAGAAGCAGCCCGCUGUACUUCGCCGUCUCCAACAGGGACGCGGCCUGCACCGAGAUCCUGCUGAGGUCGGGGGCUCAACCCGACCUGGACCCGCUGUGCUGCCUCCUGGUGGCGGUCCGGUCGGGGUGCCGCGAAAUCGCUAGGCUGCUGCUGGAGGCCGGGGCGGACGCCAACUGUCGCUCGGCAUUGACGAGCGACGCAACGUUUCCCACGGCGCUGCAGUACUGCCUGAAGGACGAGGCGAUGAUGAGGCUGUUGCUCCAUAGCGGCUACGACGCCGAGAAGUGUUUCCGUUGUAACCAUGGCGACGACUGGGACCCCCUGAGCGGGUCCGACGACUCGCCGGAGACGAAGGAGGGAGUCGCAUUCUGCGACUUUGUCAGCGUCCCCCGCCUGGCGGGCCUGGCGGGCCGGGUGGUGUCGAUCCUCCUCGACUACGUUGGACCGGUUUCUCUCUGCAGCAAACUGACGAAGCUGGUGGAGAGACACGAGGAGUGGCCUCGCAUCCACCGCACCACGUGUAACCCUCGCUCUCUGUCUCACCUGAGCAGAGUGGUGAUCAGGAAACACCUGAGCUGCAGCGCUCUGAGGUCCGCCCAGCUGCCCGACCGGCUGAGGGACUUCCUGAUGUUCAGAGGGAACGACCUCCACGACUAAGUCCUCCGCGGAGAGGAGUAAGGGCGACGACGUCUCAUCUGUUGGUUCUUAUUAAACAGAGCCGGUUUGUCAAAGCUACUUAAAGGCCCAGAUCUGUGAUCACCAACUCUUUAUUUUAUCAAAACGUCCCUCUGACUGAUUAUCAUAAUUAGUGCUAUUAUUGAACUGUCACAUGGUCAAAUUAGAGAACAGAGCCUCUUAGUUGUGACUUGUGGAAGAAAGUAUCAGACCAGCUGAUGGUCAGACAUCACAUAACCACAAGGUUGAUUCUCAAAUAAAAAGAAGAAUAAUAAAAAAGAAGAAUAUUUUACAAAAGCCAUAGUAGAGACCUGUCAAUCACAGUAAUCCCCUGCUUUAUGGUUUCACCUUCUAAGAACGAAAUGCGUUGAUUGUAGAAAUGGUUUCCUGGAUAAAUCCAAAGGAAAUUCAUACUUAAAUACAUAUAUAUAUACACAUGCGUAAACCAGAUAAUAGUGAGGCAAUUCCUCCUGUGGCUGAGGGGGGAUCUCAGUCUGGACUAAAGCUGGAGAUGUUGGGACUAAGUUGGACCUCCUGACCUGCUUGAAUAACAACAAUAACAACACAACAACGUGGCUUCAGAUUCUGGUCACAGAGAACCUGAUAAUAGACGAGAGGUUUGAACGACUCUCAAACUGCGAGUUGGGUCGGCGCCGAGGCAGAGGUGAAACAACAGCAGGUGCAAGAGCAGCUAAAACCGCCCCAGAGGUGGGAGGGCCAAGCUAAGCUAACAUCAGGCCGAGAGCUGGACUGUGAUUGGACUGGAGAAGGUGAAGACAUUGGCCUUACUAUAUUACAUAUUAUUUACAUUCCAUAUGUGGCAAAUCCAGAAAUGCACUACAUGAAUGUACUACUGUUAUGUUUUGUUUGUUGUCUGUGGGGGUACAACUGAAUUAUGUUGUGCAUAAUGACAAUAAAUAAUCCCUGAAAUUCUUAACUUGUAGAGUAGGCGAGCAGGGGCUCAGAGGAAAAAUAAUUAAAUCUAUUUUUAAAACACGUUAUAAAUGUUUCCUUUGAGGUGUGGGACAUGUGCCAAAGAAUCAUAGAUAUAAUUAAUAUAUAAAUAAAGUCCCUGACCGUAA
This is a messenger RNA of Gasterosteus aculeatus aculeatus (three-spined stickleback), 2824 nucleotides long. RefSeq names its product ankyrin repeat and SOCS box containing 15a (gene asb15a). Gene Ontology annotation, molecular function: protein binding. The record is from RefSeq and is a predicted model, not a curated record. Lineage: Eukaryota; Metazoa; Chordata; Actinopteri; Perciformes; Gasterosteidae. Gene Ontology annotation, cellular component: cytoplasm. Gene Ontology annotation, biological process: intracellular signal transduction.